CACCACCUGAUCACCAAACCAGCUUCGUCGCAAAAAUUUCUGUGGGUAGUCAGAUUAAAUCAAUACCAUCUCGGGAUGGCUCUCCGACAGGCAGUCAUCGUCGCCGUCGCUGCCGCCGGCGUCUUCGCGCCAAGGUUCGUCGCCUGCGCAGCAGCCACUCCCGGUGUAGAAGAGCAGAAGCCGGUGUUCAACACAGACGCACAAGAUGAAGAGUUCGAUGCUUACUGGACGGAUUCACCGCUUUACAAGCGUGCCCAGGCGCUGAUGAAGGAGAGUCCUCUCAUCGACACGCAUAUUGAUCUCCCACAGAUCAUCCGCUCCCUAGAUCGCAAGCCACUCUCUAUACUCCCCGACCUUGCGACUUAUACCCCAGGCCACAUUGACAUUCCCCGCCUCAGGAAAGGCCAGCUCGGCGCAGCCUUUUGGACCGUGUGGGCGCCAUGUCCGGAUUUCCUGGGUAUCGAGGUCGGGGCCGACUACAACAUCCCUAAUGACGGCCUCCGCGACGCCCUCGAGGUCCUCGAUCUCAUCAACGAGAUGAUAGCCGCGCACCCAGACCACUUCCAGCACGCCCGCUCGACGCAGGACAUCCGCGACGCCUUCGAGUCGGGCAAGGUCGCCAGCCUCCUCGGGAUGGAAGGGACGCACUUCCUCGGCAACUCCCUGUCGACGGUCCGGCUGUUCGCGCAGCUGGGCGUCCGCUACGUCAGCCUCACGCACAUGUGCCACAGCGCGUUCGCGAGCUCCUCCGGGUUCGGGCAGGCCAUGGGCCCCUCCGGCCACGAGGGGAACGGCCUCUCGGACCUGGGCCGGGAGCUGGUCGCGGAGCUGAACCGCCUGGGCCUGCUCGUCGACCUCUCGCACUCGAGCGACGAGACUGCCAGGCAGGCCAUCGAGCUGUCCAGGGCCCCCGUGGUCUGGACGCACUCGGUCGCGCGGGCGCUGCACGACCAUCCGCGAAACGUCCCCGAUGAACUGCUCCAGCUCAUUGGCUCAGGGGAGGGCAAGAAUCCCGGCGUCGUGCAAUGUGUCUUCUUCCCCGCGUUCGUGGGCCCCACGGUGGAGGCGGCGAAUGUCUCGAGGCUCGCGGACCAUAUUGAGCAUGUUGCUGGGAUUGUGGGGAGAAAGCAUGUUGGGAUAGGGUCAGACUUUGACGGCAUGUUUGCUUCUGUGAAAGGGCUGGAGGAUGCUAGCAAGUAUCCCAACUUGAUCACUGAAAUGCUCAUGCGCGGCUGGUCGGAUGAAGAAGUUAAGGACCUGAUGGGGCGUAACCUCAUGCGGGUCAUGGACGAGGUGGAUGCUGUCUCAGAGCGCCUCAAGUCCGAGAAGGCAUCACAAGCGAUUUGGGAGAAACGAACAGACUUGCCAGCCCAAUGGGGUGGUGACGGCAACAUGUUCUACCCAUACGAGAUCCAAGACAUCCAAUCAAAAAUACCACAGCACGAUGAGUUGUAACCCAAAACACUGGCAAGUUAAGGGGGUAUCAGUAAUACAGCCCGAAGGUUGGAAGAAGCUAUCGGACCUGUCUUCGAGGGGACUGACUGGGGUUCCAAGAGUUCAAUGAGACGAUCAGGGUUGAAAAUGCUCUUUGUACUGUUACAGCUUGCACAAUAUUGCUGUGCCAACGAAGG
Messenger RNA from Diaporthe batatas, 1631 nucleotides. RefSeq lists its product as uncharacterized. The record is from RefSeq and is a predicted model, not a curated record. Gene Ontology annotation, biological process: proteolysis. The coding region runs from base 76 to 1455 and encodes 459 amino acids. The transcript is spliced from 3 exons. Gene Ontology annotation, molecular function: metallodipeptidase activity. NCBI's taxonomy places the organism in Eukaryota, Fungi, Ascomycota, Sordariomycetes, Diaporthales, Diaporthaceae.